UUACUCCCUCGUACUACAUUGGGCGAACAACUCCCAAGUGGCUCUGAAAGUAUCACUCAUCAACUCCCAAACCUCGUUUACUUACACUCCAGUAUGACUAUUGCCAUUACAAAAGGCAAUCCUAAGACAGCUGAAUUUGCUCGGCUUUUCGAAUUAUUUGAUCGCAUUGCGACACGGCGCGCCAGGGGAUCUACGGAACUAGCAAUCUCGAUGGACGACAUCCAAUCAGUUCCUGCCGAAUUCGCACCAGUCCUGAAGAAUUUGUCUACUGUUCUUUCUUUACGCGCUCAACGCAACCAAAAGCGCCUUCACAAGCCCAUAGGACGCCCCCGUCGCAACACUGUCGGUAUUGCACCUAUGACACAGGAUACCAUCGACGAAGUGGAGGAUGUAGGGAGCCCUUCAUUUCCCCUCGAAGAGCAUCACCCGUUUACAUUCAAGCUUAUGCUCCACAACUUAUACAAUGUCGACGAAUGGGCCCAGAAGGUGAAGAGUGCUGUAGAAGUGUCAAAGGAACAGUUUAAACCACUGGCGGAGAGGGUGCAAGAGAUGACGAGGGAGGGUGCAGGGAAGGAGCGAGUUGUAGGGAGGAAUAUUAAUGUCGUGCGGUCUAGAAGUCAGUCCGUCAUAAACCCGAAGUCCAAAGGGAAAGCGCUUUCUCGAGAACAAGUUCCCGCAUCGCCAGUACGUGCGAAUGACUUUGGCCGAGUCUUGAAGAAACGCUGCGUUGGGAGGCGCAAAUCUAUCAGUGGGCCACUUGCUGGGAGUGUAUGGGUUUACGAUGCAGCCAUAUCUGCUGUCGAGCUGGAUGGUGGUCGCCCAUCCCUGGAAAUUACGAUUUCAAAGUCCAAAGACGCCUUGUUGAACAAUACCGGUAUGCGGUCUCGUCAUCAGUCUCUCGCUGGACUGGAGGGUAUUCAGGAUAGGGACACGACUCGUAGGAAGGUACGAAUUGCAGUGCCCUUAGCGCAAGAUGAUGUACAGGGCGCUUCAGCCCUUGACGAAGAGACCCAUUCGCGCAGUGGCCAACAAGGCAACAUUACAAGAUAUCCUUAUCGUAGGAUUACUCCCGCACGCGGACUGUCGAUGAUACCUGACGCUGGAUCGUCAGGUCAGCACAUGAAACGAUCUCUUAACGCACAGUAGUUUGGUUGGAAGUAGAUGUCUCGUAGUCUGGACAUUCACGAUUCAGUUUGUAUAUCAUACGGCUUCAAGUUAACUAUCACGUACAUCGACUGUUCCCCAGUCCAUACCCCAUACUUCCACUGUAGUUUAUCACACUUUUCGAUGCG
This is a messenger RNA of Suillus plorans, 1292 nucleotides long. RefSeq lists its product as uncharacterized. Lineage: Eukaryota; Fungi; Basidiomycota; Agaricomycetes; Boletales; Suillaceae. The record is from RefSeq and is a predicted model, not a curated record. The transcript has a single exon. Bases 94 to 1146 code for a protein of 350 amino acids.